AUGUGUCCCGUGCAUCGCCUUGUCGACCACACGGUCUCCGUCACAAGUGAAAACUGUGCCAGCAAAUUGGUAUCUGACCUCGUUCUUCCUGGCGAAGUAAGCUUUGGUGCCGAGGUCCAAUUCGAAAUGGAGGCUCGGAUUGCGCUACGCUUGGCCCACUUUCUCAGCGCUUACUACCAGAAUGACAUAAUUGGCGAACGUUACGGAAGUCUAAAGUCGGGCUUCCCUCUAAACCGGUUUGAGCUGUUUGGUGAAGUUUUCGCAAAUGUUCUGAGCAGUUUCCAGAUAGUUUCAAGCGGAAUUUUCUUCGACUUCCAGCGUUUUAAGGAUCAAGAUGGCACCAUCUGGGACUUGUUUGCUCCAUUUGCCUACAAACCGCGCCAGUCUACACAAACUGCCGAAGCUCUAGACAUGAGUCUUAAGGGGUAUCGGGACUAUCCUGAAAAGAUAUGGUUCAGAGCCCUAAAAGUGGGUAAUUAA
This is a messenger RNA of Protopolystoma xenopodis, 480 nucleotides long. The record is from the annotation of a GenBank genome assembly. Lineage: Eukaryota; Metazoa; Platyhelminthes; Monogenea; Polystomatidea; Polystomatidae.